ACRGUACGAUGCAUUUCUGAUUGCAAGUUUCGAAGGUUGCUCGAGCUGCAAACAUCGGUACCAGGAAACGAAGGUUUUAACAGAUCAGGCCAGGUGAGAUCGGAUCGUUGUUUCAAGCGAGUCGUUGGCCUUGUAGAUAGGAACAACCAAGGCACGCUUGGUCGUUGGGUCCGUAACAGUUCCAUAUCGAAACGUACACACACACAAAGGAACAACAACAACAAUGGCGAGCUCCAAUAGUGGUGGCGGUGCAUCCAAACCCUUCGAAUGGCUGUCGGGUGGCCUCUUCUUCGGCGGCGGCGGCAACAAGGAAGGCGGGAUCGAAAGCAUCGACUCGGAGAAAAACAUAAAGACCCUGCUCGAAGGGAUCCAGGAGAACCUUGGGGCAACGGCGAACUCUGCGCCGGCCGACGACGAGAAAUCGGCCCGGGCCCCCUUAUCACCGUCUCAGUCGGCUCCCCUGGCAGCACGGCUGGCACGCCUCCGAUUUUUGCUCUAUGACGAGCGAAGGGUCACCUCCCAGCAAUCGGAUCAGUCCCACCGGCUGGGAAACCCUUCCGUAGCCCUCGAUACCGUCGAAAGCCUGGCAGACAAGUCCGGCGAUAACAAUCUCGGGGGCUUGAUCCCGGAUCUAAUCAACAAUUUGCAGAGCCUGCCGUUCGAAAGCAGAAARCACGUGGCGGCCAUUUUCAACUAUCUUCUCGUGUGUGGAUUCGACGGAAUCGAUCGAGACGUAUAUAUCCCSGUGAUGAAGAGAUUUCGGGACUACGUAGCACUGAAUUUUGAGGUGAUCGUGUCGGCCAUCGUGAACGGCCAUAAYGUCUCGUCUGGACCCUGUGGUAAUGGCACCACGGACGUCGUUCUGCACUGUGGUUCUAUGUAUCGAUCCUGUUUUCGACACGUCCAUCUUUAUGGCCAGCUAGUUGUCACGACGAGGCGAGUGGAGCAGUUUGUCUUUCCGUUUAUAGACAAAUACGCACUUCUCCCGAACUUCGACGUUUCUAGUGAUGCGAUGGAAAGCUUAAAACUAGUAAUGACGGCUGGAACGACGAGUGGAAGCGACAGUGGAAGCGAUUCGAUAAUAAUGACUCCCAUCGAUGAGAAAUCACAGCAACAAAUGGCCGAAUUGGCGGCGACCUUUUUGAUACGAGACUACGAAGCCGUUUGGAUUCGACGAUUCAACUCCAAGCUUUUGUCCACCGAUGCCAAUUACAUGACGAAACGGGUGGCUCUACAGAUAUUGUCCACCGUCUUGCUGACGCGGUCCAACUACACCGUCAUGAUCAAAUACGUGAAUUCGAGAACGAAUCUGAUUCUAGUCAUGAAGCUUCUCCGCGACACGAGUCCCCACAUAACACUGGAUGCCUUUCACGUGUUCAAAGUAUUUGUUGCAAACCCCAACAAGAUUCCMGAGGUCGAAAAAAUACUGAGAGACAACAGCCGGAAACUCUGCGCCUAUCUCGAGACACUGCACUACGACAAGGAGGCAUCGGAUCAGCAAUUUGCAGACGAAAAGAGACUCAUCAUUGCAACGAUACGAGAUUUAUAGCAAGAAGUGUUAUAAUAAUCUUAACUGAGCACCGUUUAUCUUGCAAKUCAAAGAAGUAUCGCAUGCUAGUAGAUUCUGUGCUGUAAAGCAUUCACAGCAGUAAUUGAUGACUUGACGGCACGCCUGCUCGAGAUAAUUCUAUACAUAAUCUAUUUCGUACAUGCGCAGGUGCUUUCUCAGGCUCAGCCCGUACUUCAUCACAUUCAAAUCAUACAAGAUGAAAAUAGCGGMAAGGAUCGCACUUUCCUUCAGCUGGCGGCGCACGAUGACUUCAACAUCGUCGAAUUCCCAUUCGGGACAUUGGUCUUCCCCUAUCGUAGCGUUGCAAUUCGUGCACUCGUUGCGGUUCAUUAUACACGCAAUGCCUCCCCGUUCUUCCGGGGUUAGAUCCAAGCGGUGCGACCAYAGGAUGGAGGUCACAAAGAUGGUCAGCAAAACGAAAGCGUUGACAAACAAAACACCUAUCAAAAUCAGGUUGGCCGUCCUCUUUUUUUGUUUGUCRAUAUUACUUCGAAUAGAAAAGGCAGACAGAU
Messenger RNA from Pseudo-nitzschia multistriata, 2082 nucleotides. The record is from the annotation of a GenBank genome assembly. NCBI's taxonomy places the organism in Eukaryota, Bacillariophyta, Bacillariophyceae, Bacillariales, Bacillariaceae.